Messenger RNA from Fopius arisanus, 1271 nucleotides. RefSeq names its product odorant receptor Or2. Gene Ontology annotation, biological process: sensory perception of smell; detection of chemical stimulus involved in sensory perception of smell. The record is from RefSeq and is a predicted model, not a curated record. Bases 197 to 1225 code for a protein of 342 amino acids. Lineage: Eukaryota; Metazoa; Arthropoda; Insecta; Hymenoptera; Braconidae. Gene Ontology annotation, cellular component: plasma membrane. The transcript has 6 exons. Gene Ontology annotation, molecular function: olfactory receptor activity; odorant binding.
UGUUCAGUCUGCCACAAAAGCUAUACCUAUCAAACUGACAUAUUUCUUUCUUUUUAUUGUCGGUUUUGGAAUUGCAGAGACUUCCAGGGACAGAAUAAAACUGAAUUUAUGUCUAUUAUGUUCGUUUCUCCUGUUGACGGUCUCUCAAAUUGUCGCUAGCGUGAACUUGUAUUUCUGUUGGGGAUCUUUUCAAAAUAUGGUUUAUACACUGAUAAAUGCCUUCACGAAUGCAAUCGUCACAGCAAAAUUUGUUACCUUCAUGAUUCGAAGGGACGAUUACGUUAAACUUCUUCAACUCUCAUGUGAUUCACUUUGGAGACCAGACGCAACCGGAGAUGAAGCACCAGUGUUAAAGCAGUGCGAAAAACAGGCAAAGUUCUGCGUCAUUUUUUUUGCCAUCUUUGCCCAAAUCACUGGUUGGGUAUACAUUACCGAGCCCAUAAUUAUCAAUCUACUAAAUAAUAGUACAGAUCCGAAGGAUCGGGUAUUUCCAUUUGACGUCUGGCUAGAAGUACCUGUUUAUGAAACCCCAUUUUUUGAAAUUCUAUUCUUCAUUCAGUCGGCGAUGACUUACCACGUGUGCAUUUUGUACUGCUGCUUCGAUAAUUAUCUCGCGAUCGCGAAUAUUUUUAUUGCAGGUCAUUUUACAAUUCUCAGGAAUCGAUUAACCGCUUUAUACAACAGAGAAGUCAAUGGUUCAAAGGGGAAUCAUGAUAGAAACCGGAAUGACUUGAAUCUCGUAUUUAGUGAGUUCAAGGGAUGUGUCAGGCAGCACCAGUUUCUGAUUCGUGUUGUGGAACAGGUGGAGAGUGUUUAUACUCUGAUGAAUCUAGCUUCGGUUCUCAUCUACAGUAUCAUUAUUUGCCUCAUCGGUUAUCAAUUGAUUAUGCCAGGGAAUACUGUCCUCAGACGCAUAAAAUUCACGGGUUUUGUCUCUACAUGUCUGAGCCAACUACUUUCUUUUGCAUUUACUUGCAACAAUGUUUCACUGGCAAGUGUUGAUGUCAGUGCAGGGCCUUACAAUUCAGAUUGGUAUGCUACUGACUGUAGCAAAUUGGGACGGAUGUUGCGGAAAGACUUUAUCAUAAUUAUGCUGAGGUCUCAACGUCCCUGUUAUCUCACAGGAGCUGGAUUCUUUCCGGUGACACUGAAUACAUUGAAAUCGGUACUCUCUACGGCUCUCUCGUAUUUAACUUUGAUCAGGCAGAGAUCCAUGCAGCAGUAGAAGUAGACAGCACUGAUAAGAGUAGAAAUUCAAUAAACAACUGAGU